This is a messenger RNA of Psylliodes chrysocephalus, 688 nucleotides long. Lineage: Eukaryota; Metazoa; Arthropoda; Insecta; Coleoptera; Chrysomelidae. The record is from the annotation of a GenBank genome assembly.
UCCCUGAUCAUUGACGGUGGUGCCAGGUGAUUGUGAGAAUUAAAGACUUUUCCCCCCAAAAUAAAAAAUGCCAGGACCCUCCAGACCUUUGUGGCAAAUUUCCGGAAAACGUGAUCCUGUCCAAGAACAAGAAGCCCAAGCAUGGAUAGAACAGGUAACAGGAAUGAAAUUCCCUCCUGGAGUUCCAUACGAAGACGUUCUUCGCGAUGGAAUCAUUCUUUGCAACUUGAUGAACCGUCUAGCUCCUGGAAUUAUCCAAAAAGUCAACACUUCAGGUGGAGACUACAAAAUGAUGGAUAACUUGAGCCAGUUUCAAAAAGCUUGCACGAAAUAUGGAGUUCCAGACGUUGAUCUCUUCCAAACAACCGACCUUUGGGAUAGGAAAAACAUUGCCCUGGUCACCACUACUAUUUUCGCCUUAGGUCGCACCUGUUACAAGCACCCAGAAUGGAGAGGACCUUACUUGGGUCCCAAACCAUCCGAGGAGAACAAAAGGGAAUUCAGCGAACAGCAGCUCAGGGCAGGAGAGGCCAUCAUUGGUCUCCAAGCCGGUCAAAACAGAGGCGCUUCUCAAUCUGGUCAGAACUUUGGAGCUUCAAGAAAGAUUAUUUUGGGAAAAUAAAUUAUUUACUCGAUCAUAUAAAAAUGAAGUAUUAUAAUAGUAUAAUUUGGAUAAAGAACCUGUAUU